GGGACUCGGUGCGACGCGGGCUCCGAGUCGACCGGUCUACAGUGGAACCAGACCGAGGGCGGCCUCGUGGCGACGGCCCCUUGCCCGGGGGGAUACCAGGGUGCCGUCUACCGACCCUGCUACAGCUCGGGUCUCUGGGGGACAUCAGACUACACCGACUGCCGCCUCGAGAGGCUUGCCAACAUCCGAAAUCUGAUUUACUACCACCUGCACAACAACCUGAUCGAGGGUCUGUACCACCUGGCGGACGAUCUAGCCAGGUAUUUGGCUACCGUGGACAUGAAGAGCCCCAUGGACCGGCUGGAUACCAUGGACACACUCAACAGCAUCCUCCAGACUAAGGUCACGCUCAAGCUCCGUAAUGGCUUCGACAUCGCCUUUGUCCAGUCACUACUGGAGUCUGUGAACGAAAUACUGACAAGGAAGAACGUAGAGUUCACGUCGGAAUCAAGAAAAAUCUCCCUGAUGACCGCUAAAACUGGGGAGAUGGUCCUCAGCUUGUCGACAUUCGUGGACACGGCGCUAAAUGGAUUUCGACAAAGCGACCUCAAGGAGGUGGCUCUAUCGGCGUCCGAGAAUAUAGCUCUCAACCUUCGGAGGAAACUCAAGAAGGAGCAGCCUGUCCUGGUCUACACAAACGAAUCAGAAAUAACGACAGUGAAGCUGGAAGACGACUACCCUUCAGGGAGCGUUCGAGCCGUGUUGGUGCUGAGGGGCUUGGGUUCCCUGCUGAACAACGACAUCAUCUUGCUCAACAGUGACUUGCUCAUCAUUGCUUUCCUUCCACCCCUGAAAGGCGCCACGAGCAACUUGACUUCGUUCUUCGACGUCACCAUGAACUACAAGGAGGAAAGCAAGCUUUCUACAACGGCGCUUGAGUGUGGCUCCGUAUGGAACUCCACGUGGCUCUGGUCCAGGGAGAACUGCCGCCUCGUCAGCCAGUCCGGGCGCACGGCCACUUGUCGCUGUCAGCAGUCCGGCAACGUGGCCGCCCUCUUGCACAAGAACUGGCUCAAGGAAAAAAGCAUUCCGCCUCCUCGGGUUAGCAUCGUCAUGCUUGGAGGAUGCGUGAUCUGUCUCGGAGCUGUCGUGCUCACCUUCGUCGUUUACGUCUGCAACCUGAGGAAAGACAUCUCCGAAAGCUCAAUAAUAAAAAUGAAUCUCCUGAUCUCGGUGGCCUUCAUUCAAAUUGUCUACAUUGCCGGCGUCCAGGCUACGUCAAUACGAGAAGUAUGCUACAGCGUGGCCAUCGUGCUGCACUACCUGUUCCUGGUGGCCAGCUUCUGGAUGCUGUCGUACGGCAUCCACCUGUACCGGCGGCUGCGCAGCUCGGCGGCCCUGGCGCCCUCGGUGCCGCCGUCGGCCCGGCUGCUGCGCCCGCGCACCCGCGACUACUGCCUCCUCUCGUGGGCGCUCCCGGGGGCCCUGGUCGUGCUCUCGUUCGUCGUCAACCCCAGGGGAUACGAGAUACGCAGAUAUUGCUGGCUGUCCAUUCAGCGCGGAAUGCUGCUGUCUUUUAUCGUCCCAAUUUCCAUUCUCAUCGUGGUAAACACAACCCUGAUGGUCCUGGUGCUGAGAUGCUUCUUCGCACAAAGGCCUGUCACGCACAAGACGGACAUUGACAAAAUUAGAUGUUCCUUACGAGCGGGCGUCGUGCUGCUGCCAUUGCUUGCCGUGAACUGGUUCUUCGGAGUCUUAUCGCUGGAGAACACGUCAACUGCCAUCUUCGAAGGGGUUUUUGCCUGCACGAACAGCCUUUUGGGAAUCUUCAUCUUCGUGUUCUACUGCGCCGCAAACCCCGAGAUUCGCUACACGUGGAACCUGGCGGGCUGGAUCAAGACCCAGAGCCAGAAACGCCCGAAGUCGGGCGCCAUCAAGCUCAAGAAGAGUUCUACGUUUUCGUCGCAUGGCAGGCAGUCGUGCACGGUGUCGCCUACCGACGACGCGGCACGGUCCGACGUCCAGCCGCUGCUAUUCGCGUCGGCGGCGCCCAGCGAAGACCUUCCGUCCUCGUCGUCCACCACUUUCCUCCGGGUUUGAGGAACACGCCGGUUUGCCGCCAUUGGACAUUCCUUUGCCACACCUCCAGCGCGACCGCCGUAGGCCGCGUCGAGCGGACAGCCAGUGAAAUGCGACGCCCAUGAGCGCAGAACUCAAGCUUGCGAUGAGAAGCGAUCUGCCUCUAACGUCCACGUAAGGGUCUCCGAACACAAGAUUGAGGACCAGCGCAGGUUCCCCAAGAACCAUUUCAUCGGAGACUAAACUAACCCGUGGAGGGCCUACCAAGUUCACAGAUAGUCUGAUGUCCUGCACCUUCGAUUUCCUAUGCUGAUGACAGGAGAGGUAUUAGAACAGCGAAUCUUUAUCCUGAAAACAGUAGGCUGCUCAUGGCGCUUGUAAGUCUUCUCAGACAUAAGUUUCUUGAACCACAAGCCACAUUUAACGAACAUUGGUGAAUGUCGAAAAAAAAACAUGAUUAGGAAAUUUUCUGAAAAUUUUUUUGAAUUGUUAAAGGGAUCGCGCGCCGUCGGACAGUGAAGUUCUCGACGCCAAGCACGUUGAGGGUUUUAUGAAAAGAAGAGGGUGAGGUAGCCUCAGUAAUUAAAUAUUACAAUGCUUAAUCGGUGAUCUGACCGUACAUGACCGUAUAAGGUAAAUUGUGAACUUCUAAAUGUUUAUUUAAUCAAGAUGCGCUAAGUUUACAAGAUAGCAGAAUCUCCCGGUAAUCGGAUUUAAAUACUUAAUUGCGCUUCCCCUUGACAUUUAAAAGAAAUCUAGCAUUUAAGAAACAAGCGAGGCUCAAUUGUUGCGAGUUUCACUAACCUGCCAAUUACUGCAAUAUCUACGAGGUUCAAUAUCUACGAGGUUCACUAACCUGCCAAUUACUGCAUUUAGACACCUUUCCUUUUUUAGGGACAAAUAAGAAAAAGAGAUUACUAUUAAAACAAAUGAAUUAGAAAUAUACCCAACUACAUAGUCCGCAAAUCGUUGCAAACUUUUAAAAGGAGGGCGGACAGCCGGGUAUUAGCGUUUUAUAAUAACCCGCCACUUUUUUUUGCGGUCGUCCGAAAGGGUUAUCAAACUAGACACAAGCGUAAACUUUUUAUGUUAAUAAUAUCAACGUUGCCGCUCAAACUGGCGUGGUUAAUUGUAGGAUUAAUUUUUUAUUGAUAGCAAUUCAAGCGUCUAAUCAAACGCGAUUGUUGGUGUAAACAAAAACAAUGGACAAUCCUUUUGUACGAAUACUGGUGAAUGAAGAGAAGGCUACAACCCCCUCGAGGUACAACAUCGCGCUCAAACAAAACGUUAUCGCCUAAACGUCACAAGGAGUCACGCCUAAAGCUGCCCUCUCAAAGCACACAUCCCAAGGUAUAUUCAUCGGGUACCUGAACAUUUAGCGUCAUACAAGAGUGGUUGCCACAGUGAGCACAGCCUGAUGAAACAGACCCUCGAGGCGAAUUUAGACCGAGACGUAAAGGAGCUUUAGAUAAGCAUAGCAUCGAUCAUUGCUCAAGAGUGCUUCAACUAACAAUAUACCAUAAGCAUCUGUAUAUAUCCUCAGCCGCUUUUAGACAUGCCUUGGUAUCGCACUGGGAAGUCGCAGUUUAUGACGUAUAGAAGAGCUUUUGUCUGUGUAACAUGUGCCACAAACGCGUAGCGAGUCCAGAGCGUCCCAUCCGUAAUGCUUUUAAGGGACGGCGGGUGGCAAACAUUGUGCUGGUUGUGCCAAAUGUAUUCGUAGUCAUACCAUCACGCGCACUCGUCAUAAGUAGGCUUCCGUGUCUUGGGAAUUAGUCCUUCAAUUUCCACGGUAUAUUUUCUUUCUUUCUUUUUUUUGGGGGGGGGGGGGGGAAGCGUUAAGAGCUUGAUUUUUUUUUUAAUUCGAUUUUUCCGCUGUCAGCAUUAUUUUCUUUUUUUGGGCAGGCAACUGGGGAAUUAUUGUUAGGGCUUAUGUCGACAAAACAGGACAUGGUUCACGGCCGGGGGAUUCCCCAACCCCGAGAGAACACUGGCGGGAGCAAAUACUCGGAAAAAAUAUCGCUACCAAGAAGAGAAAGCAACAAGGGGCGUGAUACCCGAACCAACAAAACAGCCUCACGAAUAGUUCGGUGUGGGUGUACAUUCCGAGUCAACACAAAAUAAAGCUUUCGAUAAAGGUUCCUUUCCGUGAAGCUUGGGGGCUGUCUUAUUCUAGGACAAGCUUCAUUUCGGGGUCUUAGGUCUUUUCCCGUUUUUGAUAAAAACCGGCUUAGGGAGGUUAUUCCGGGAAAAAGGGGUGGGGAGGCGGGGGGAGGGGGGCGUCGGUAUACACAAAACACACGGAACUCUAUACUCCGUAUCACCUUAAGUCCAGACGGAGCCCACGCUACAAGUUAUUGAAACCACCCAAACAGCGUCAAACGCGCAAGUCACCAGGCCUUUUCUGCUUAUGAUUGGUUCGGCGAUGAUACAGCAAGGUCGGAAACGUGACGAACAACACCAUGAUGGUGCGCUUUUCACGCUGUCUGAUUGGUCCUAUCAGCUCGUACUGUCGGCUGCGUUUGGACCUAAGGUGAAACGGAGUAAAGUCAUAAGUUGGAAGUAGACGGCAGUAGUUUCCUCCGUGUCCUCCGUUCACCUUCGAUAGUCUGUGCUUUCGUGGUUCUCCGCAUGCGUGACGUUCAUCCUUUGACGACACCGCACUGUUCCUGCGCAUCACUUCACAUGAAAGAAAAGCCGAGGCCUUGCUAUUUUUCGCAGCUGUAUGAACCAGCAAACGCGCUCCGCGCGUUUAGAUGCCGUACGGUAUUCUUGUCGUUGACAGUAAGUGACUCGCAUGUUUCUUUGUUGUUGUUUUUCUCGAACGCUGAAAGUUUUAGGGUAUGAUUUAUGUUCUGUAUACACAUCUUGAAGCACAUGUUUGGUUUGGAUUCAAUAAAAGCUUUCAUAACCAAA
Messenger RNA from Ixodes scapularis (black-legged tick), 4935 nucleotides. RefSeq names its product adhesion G-protein coupled receptor D1. Bases 280 to 2040 code for a protein of 586 amino acids. The record is from RefSeq and is a predicted model, not a curated record. Gene Ontology annotation, cellular component: membrane. Gene Ontology annotation, biological process: cell surface receptor signaling pathway; adenylate cyclase-activating G protein-coupled receptor signaling pathway. The transcript has 16 exons. Gene Ontology annotation, molecular function: G protein-coupled receptor activity. NCBI's taxonomy places the organism in Eukaryota, Metazoa, Arthropoda, Arachnida, Ixodida, Ixodidae.